Molecule: messenger RNA, 1206 nt
Organism: Ilyonectria robusta
Lineage: Eukaryota; Fungi; Ascomycota; Sordariomycetes; Hypocreales; Nectriaceae
Product: alpha-ketoglutarate dependent xanthine dioxygenase
Exons: 4
Coding region: 1-1206 (401 amino acids)
Molecular function (GO): oxidoreductase activity
Source: RefSeq, a predicted model, not a curated record
AUGGCUAUUCCCCGCGGCUUGAGCUUUACUUCAUUCCCCUCCGUAGUGAGGCAGACUUCUGCCAUUGGUGCCGAAAUUCAGCUUCCAUCGUCAAUGCCCAUCAUUGAUUUGGAUCUUCUUACCGAUUCAGACCGUGAAGUCCUGAGACAGGCGCUGUUUGAAAACCAGGUCGUUGUCAUUCGGAACCAAAAAGGCAUCGACCCAACCGUCAUUCCUAAGCUUGCCAAGAUCUUUGACCCUAGUGCCACGGACAUUCACUCGGCAGGCAAGAAUGCAGUGAGCGAUCCCAGGAACAUCCUCUCUGCGUACAAGGCCGGUCGAAUCCCGAGAGCCCCGCAAGUGGGCAUCAUUGGAUCGGGAAAGUUCAAAAACUAUGAAGGUGUGGAUGAGUUGGAAGUCAUCCACCUGGAUCAUACCCUGUUCCAUGAAUCCCCUCUGAGCCAAGAAGCUCUGGACCAGGGCUACACACGACCUUACCGAUGGCACAUGGAUACACCCUUCUAUGAACGACUACCCGGAGAAGUCACCAUUCUUCACUCUAUCCAGAUCCCAAAGGUACCGGAUCAGAAGAUCAAGUUUCCAGAUGGUACAGAGAAGACGGUUGCAGCAGGAGCAACAGCUUUUUUCUCCGGCGCUCGUGCAUUUGAGCUUUUGAGUGCCGAAGAACAAGAGUUUGCACUCAACACCACUGUCACAUAUGCGCCUCAAGCAUAUGAGUACAUCCGUCACUGCAAGUCGUCAGAAGAUGGGUUGACGAUUCCUACCUUUGGCCGCGAAACCAAACCCGAAGACUUGUCGGAAUGGUCUUGGGGCGAAGUUGCAGAGCAUCCUAUGGUUUGGCGCAAUCCGAUGAAUCCCUCCAGGCCCUUCUUGCAGGUCCACGGCUGCUGUGUGUACAAACUUACCACCCGAGAUCCCAAAACUGGCGAUGUUUCUGUCAUUGAUGACGUUGAAAAAGUCCGCUCUAUCGUGUAUGGAUUCCAGAAAAGGAUCUACGCAGCUGAGAACAUAUAUGCGCAUCGGUGGAUCGAGGGUGACGUGGUCAUCUUCCACAACCGGGGAGUCAUGCAUAGCAUCACAGGACAACUUCAGAGCCACGCUGAAGGCAAACGUUUGUUGUGGCAGUGCACCAUGUCGAGUCAAACACCUCCGCAGCCAUUCAGGGCUUACCCGGGUGUCAACGAUACGGGAUUUGUCAGACCAUGA